AUGUCGCUGGUCGAUUAUCCAGAUUCCGCCUCGGAUGAUGAUGAUAAGAGCCUCGAUGCCUCUGCCCAGACGGCACAAUCUGCCGCCAAACCUACAUCGAAGCGCAAGCACAGCGCCUCUGGGGAUGCCCUGCCACCGCUUCCGCCAGCCUUUCACGACCUCUACGCGACAAAUGCGCGCGUCAGCACUAGCGACAACCCAAGCCUACACGGUGGACGAAAACGGGCUGUACCUCACAUCGAGGGCAAGUGGCCUAGUCAUGUUUACUUAGAGUGGACACCUACACAGCCUGAGUCUGAUGCUCUACACAGCCUACUGCAGCAUGUGAGAGAUACUAUUGAUCUUGAAAAUGCCAAGCGAACGAAGAAACUGCCUGUACCAGAGAUCAUACCAUCUCUUCAGUCAGAACUGGGUGCGUCGCUACCUCUUCAUGUGUCGUUGUCGCGGACCCUGCAGAUCAACACCGACAGCAGAGAACCUUUUCUGGAAUCAUUAAGUGUUGCUGUGAGGCGAUCCGCAGUGCGCGCUUUCAAUUUUGAGUUUCAGAACUUGAAGUGGGUGUCCAACUUUGAGCGCAAUCGAUGGUUUCUAGUCCUGGGCAUUAAGAAGUCCGCGCUCAACGAACUUAACCGCCUGCUACAAGCAUGCAACGACGCGACCCAAUACAGCGGUCAUCCAGGUCUGUAUACAGGCGGAGUGGGAGACGGUCCGAAGGAGAGCCAUGACUCUAACGACGGUCCGAAGCGGAGGAAGGUCGACAAGAAUGAGCCUCAAAGCCAUGAUUAUUCGCAAUAUUUCCACGUCAGCAUUGCUUGGAACCUGGCUGAGCCUGACCCUGAGUGGGUUGCUCUGGUCCAGGAUAUCGACACCAGUAAUUGUACUACUUUCCGCUUUGCUCACGCCCUGCAUUUACCAUCGAAGAACUUGUCGUCGCCAGAGAACCGUGAACAUCUAUCCAAGUCCAUCAAGACACCAGUCAGCGACUUGCAACCCCCUUGGAUAGCCAUGGGAUCAAUCAUGAAACCCUUUCGACCCAAGAUUGGCCUAGUUGGCGCUGGCCCUGCCUCUCUAACCCUCGCCAACAUCCUUCAGAAGCACUCUAUCCCCUUCAUCAUCUUCGAGUCCGCGUCAGAACUCCGCACGCAAGGCGGCUCUCUGGACCUCCACCCAGAAUCCGGUCAGCUCGCCAUCAAAGAAGCAGGGCUAUGGGAACCGUUCGCCAAACAUGCACGUCCAGAGAGCGACUGCAUGAAGGUUGUGACUUUGGACGGAGAGGUACUCUGGGAUGAGAAUGGCGCUGACAAGCAAGACAUCAAAGAAGAUGAGAAGUUUGAGGGAAGGCCUGAGAUCGAUCGAAUGGCGUUGGCGACACUGAUGUUCGAGAACCUGGAGGAGGGGUCCGUACAAUUCGAAAAGAAGUUGAAAGAAGUUGUGCCCUGUGAUGAAGGAGAGGGGAAAUACGAUCUGCACUUCUCAGACGGCACGAAAGAGUCCGGAUUCGAUCUUGUGGUCGGGGGAGAUGGCGCGUGGUCCAAGGUUCGCAAACUUCUCACCGACCAAAUGCCACAGUACUCAGGUAUAGCUUCUAUCGCAGUGUCGUGCAAAGACAUCGAGGCCGAUCCCUGGCUGCUUGAUUACGUCGGCUCGGGCUCGAUGUUCGCUUUUGGGGAGGGUUGCGCGGUGCAGUCACAACGGCAAGGUGACGGUAGCCUAGGGACGUACGCCAGCGUGCAUGCACCAGAGGAUUUCCUGCAGACCUGUGGCAUCGAUUGGGACAACAAAGCGACGGCGCGCAACACUUUUGUCGACCGCUUCCUCUCUCAUAUCCACGAUGAUCUCAAGCGUGUCAUCCUGUCCUCUGAUGAAGACAGUCUCAUUCCUCGUAAACUUUACGAGCUGCCAGUUGGAUUUCGCUGGCCAUCUCGCUCAGGCGUUACGCUUAUCGGCGACGCUGCGCAUGUCUUCACACCGUUUGCUGGGCUAGGAGUUAACACGGGCAUGAAAGACGCGUUGGUCUUGGGCAAGGAGAUUGUCAAAGUGUGCCGUGGAGAGAAAUCUCUGGAUGCUGCUGUCAAGGACUACGAGGAGGAAAUGUUUCCACGGUCCACAAAGGCGGCAGUCAAAACGGUAAAGGGGAAAGAGGGGCAUUUCAGUCAAGAUGGAGCUAGGCAUUUUGCCGAUAUGAUCAAAUCGAAGUACUACAGGCAGGAUGAGGUCGUUGCGAAGUAG
Messenger RNA from Alternaria hordeiaustralica, 2229 nucleotides. RefSeq lists its product as uncharacterized. The transcript is spliced from 3 exons. NCBI's taxonomy places the organism in Eukaryota, Fungi, Ascomycota, Dothideomycetes, Pleosporales, Pleosporaceae. Bases 1 to 2229 code for a protein of 742 amino acids. The record is from RefSeq and is a predicted model, not a curated record. Gene Ontology annotation, biological process: U6 snRNA 3'-end processing. Gene Ontology annotation, molecular function: nuclease activity; FAD binding.